Molecule: messenger RNA, 8193 nt
Organism: Salmo salar (Atlantic salmon)
Lineage: Eukaryota; Metazoa; Chordata; Actinopteri; Salmoniformes; Salmonidae
Source: RefSeq, a predicted model, not a curated record
AGAGAGAGGGAGCGAGGGAGACUGGAGAGAGAGAGCGAGAGAGCGAGUGGAAGGCUGAGUCCCAGCCAGAUGGUUCAACAUUCAUGCCCCAUCACUGUUUACUCCCAGUCUUCGUGUCAACAGCGUGGGCUGCCUUCAGAGAGGCGUGCUGCCACUAGCCCUGUCUCAGAGCAGGUCUUCCCUGUUGGUGUCCCCCUCCUUUGGCUCUAUUGGCUGAGGCUGCCCAUAGCGCUGGUCUAAUACAGCAAGGCACAGGACAGCUAGCUUGGUCCUAGAUCUUUUUGUGCUGUCUUGCCAACGGUCAUUGACACUGAUCAGAGAAGUUAGCAAGAUGGCACAAACUGAUCUGGGACCAGGCUAAAGGACAGCCACCGAGGUCUAUAUCCUUUUCCUUUGUUAUUAUUUCAAAGUGAGGAAGAAUUGUGCCCCCCCCCCAAUCUAAACUAUCAUGCUGACAAUAGUAGUGUUCUUUCAAAUACUUUUCUCUCAUACCUAGCAUUUUGUACCCCGACCAUUGUGUUGUUUGGGAUUCCAAUCAUGUGUGAGAAUGAGAGAGGAGGCCGGGUGAUUAUGAGAAUGGGCGGGGGGGGGGUUGGACAGAGGGUGUGAAUGUGAACCCCUCUCUUCCUGACCAUGACGGUGAGAAUGGCGAGACUAUAGUGUUGACUGUGAGUGUUUGAAGAGGAGUCAGCCCAGAGAGAGGGAAUGGGAGGGGGAUUGACUGUUACUCCAUUCUUGUGAUCCUCUUUAACUCCUGAAUGCUGAUGAAUCAGAUCGGAAUGGCACGCACGGGGAAUUUACACUCUGUUUUCAAAGGGAGGGGUGCCGGGCUGGGAUAUCGUGAACAAACGGGUCCUUUUUUUCUUGUUGUUGCUCCACACUGGAGCGCAUGAAGUGAGUCCCGAAAUUGGGUCAGCUUAGCUCACGUGUGGAGAGUCAGUAGUUAGGCUUUCCCCCGCGCCACGGUUCCUCCGCUCGGCCUGGAAAAACACCAGGAGUCUGAGCCUGGCAACAGACUGCAAGCCACCACGCUGUGGUUAUGGCACACACAGUCCUCCUCACACACAAACACACAUUCUGAUUACUCUGACACGGGAGGAACUGCUCCGUAGACGUACGUGUGUGUGUGUGUGUGUGUGUGUGUGUGUUACUGCCACAUGCAAAUCAGGCACUAUUCAAAGCACUCAUGUCAGUACGCUGAACACACACACACACACACAAUCUGCUCAGCAGGUCUGCCUCACAUGAUCUUACAAACGUGACUGUAUGCCUUAGCUACAAACAAAUUCCGUUGUCGCUUUUAGAAAUGGGCUGUUGUGCGUUUAGCGUUUUUAUUGAGGGACGUUUGAAUUAACGUGCAUUUCGUCAGUGUGCAGAGACGUGUAGCCUCUUGCUUCUAUGCAGACCUUGUUGAUCAGUAGGCUAAUAAGUCCGCAAACGGUUUGUUUGUCAUCUGUGGACUCCACUGGUUUAGCCAAAACGAGCUAAAAAAGAGUCAAUGCCGUCACACACUCCUAUUGAAUAAACGUUCAGUUGAAUAGGUCCAAGUCAUCUUCAUUUACCCAGUUCAUCAAGAGACGUACCACUCAAAUAAAGUAUUAUCGUUGUGUUAUGUAGUUAGAUUGGUCAAAACAAAAGUCACAUUUAUUGUUUGCAAUGGCCUAAAAUAUCGGCCGUCCGCCUCCUUGACCCCCCAAAAAAAUCGGUGUUGGCGUCGGCCCUAAAAAAAAAUCUAUAUUGGUCGUUCUCUACCUUCCAGCGCUACCGCUGUCCGGACAACAGCCAGAGUGUGGUCAAGACAUCUGCUGCAACAUCUUUAGUGUGUCAGCUCUGCUGCACCUGGGAGCUGAAGGACGCAUGGGUCUGAACUUUCAUCACCCCGGAGCAGAUCACAUCAUGCCGUUGAACACCAGGAGCUAUGGCCGCAGAAGAGGUCGCUCUUCACUCUUUCCGUUCGAGGACGGUUUCCUGGACGACGGGCACGGUGACCCCUCUCUGACCCCGGGGUUGAACUCGCCCACGCGCUGUCAAAACGGAGAGAGAAUGGAGCGCUACUCCAGGAAGGUGUUUGUCGGAGGCCUUCCUCCUGACAUAGAUGAAGAUGAGAUCACCAACAGCUUCCGUCGCUAUGGACACCUGGUGGUGGAUUGGCCCCACAAAGCCGAGAGCAAGUCCUACUUCCCACCUAAAGGCUAUGCCUUCUUGCUGUUCCAAGAGGAGACCUCUGUCCAGGCCCUGAUUGACGCCUGCAUCGAGGAGGACGGGAAGCUUUACCUUUGUGUCUCCAGCCCCACUAUCAAGGACAAACCAGUCCAAAUCCGCCCCUGGAACCUGAGUGACAGUGACUUUGUGAUGGAUGGCUCCCAACCGCUGGACCCCCGCAAGACUAUAUUUGUGGGGGGCGUGCCCCGGCCUCUACGUGCAGUGGAACUAGCUAUGAUCAUGGACAGGCUGUAUGGGGGUGUGUGCUACGCCGGCAUUGACACUGACCCGGAGCUCAAGUACCCCAAGGGGGCGGGCCGUGUGGCCUUCUCCAAUCAGCAGAGCUACAUCGCCGCCAUCAGCGCCCGAUUUGUUCAGUUGCAGCACAACGACAUUGACAAACGGGUGGAGGUGAAGCCGUACGUCCUGGACGAUCAGAUGUGUGACGAGUGCCAGGGGGCGCGCUGUGGGGGGAAGUUUGCCCCCUUCUUCUGUGCCAACGUCACCUGCCUGCAGUACUACUGUGAGUACUGCUGGGCCAGUAUCCACUCCCGGGCGGGCCGAGAGUUCCACAAGCCACUGGUGAAGGAGGGGGGCGACCGCCCUCGACACGUGUCCUUCCGCUGGAGCUGAGGGGGUCGAAAUAAGCCCUGCCCCGCCCCCGACAGCCCCUCAACCCCCUUAACCGGGACAGCGCUACACCCCCCCCCGCUCUGCACCCCCUCAACAUCAGUGAAGAGGAUAACUACAAAUACAUGGGUCUUUCUUUUUCAAACUACACCGCUUGAUUACGAACUCAUUGUCCAGUGUACCCUUAUGAUGACAAUAGGGUGAGAAAAAAAAAUGAAUUGCAAAAGUCUAUCUGCUUAGAAUUUGCACUUUGGCUCAAAACUCACUAAACACACAUGGGAUGUUAGCAAAAACCAUGUGUUCAAGUCCCCUGUUCCAUGACUUGGUGGGUCAGAGUCUCCUGAUUAUACAGUUACAGUACAUAUAUAUUUAAAAAGUAUAUAUAUAUAUUUUUGUUUUAAAUAUAUCUAUCUAACAUAUAAAGAUAAUUAAAUUCUAUGGGAAAGGAGCAUGCACUUAUUUAAAAAAAGGUUUUAGGAUAUCGCCCCUUUAUAUUACCAAAGGCAAAAAUGAAAUCCAUGCAUUCAGAAAAACGAAAUAGGUGGCAUAAGAUGUAGCAAGACUAAACAAUUAUCCAGUAGUCUGGGCCAUAGAAGCCCAGAUGUAAAAAAUCGAAUAAAAACAUGGCUAUAUUUGCUCUCCAUUUUGACUCUGAAAAUAGUCAAAUGAAUACCUCAUAAGACGCAAUCAGAUUUUGUUUUGCUUUUGAUUUUGUAGGUCUUUCUUUUUUUUAGGACUUUAUUUUCUAGAGUUAUGUUGAUGUAAUGCUGCAAUAGCUUUUGCUGCUGAAUAGUACUUUAUUCAGGCUAGGGUGUUAUAACUAUGAUGGCACCUGGUGUUAAGGAUGAUGACAGGCUAUCAUAGGGAGAGGGGCAUCCCUUAUGAUGCCUAGUAUGAUGUGGGGUAAAGGGGGGGGGGGGGGGCUCGCCCCUAACUGCAUGUUCUUUUCAAUCAGGUUGCUGCAUGCAAUAGAAUUUCAGUCUCAUGUCUACUAUUCAAUUCUGCCCAUGUUUGCACAACACCAAUAUAGAUGUACGUACAACUAGCAUGAAACUGGACUCAACAGGGAAGACAGACUGGUAAAAGAAUCUAACACCCCCAGUGAGAAGUUAACAGCCACAGGGGCAGUAUGAGCAGACUGCUCCUGCACAAGGUGGCUAACAUAACCAGUUGACGAAACCUUAAUAUUAAUCCUGAAUCCAAGUAGAUGUAGGAUAUAUCAUUUAAAACUGUCUAUGAUAGGUGAAGUACUUUUUUUUUUGCAGUGAUUGUUAAUAUAAUUGUGCAAUUUUUAAAAAAUUCCGUACGUAGUUGGGUCUGAGUAUGCCUAUAGAACUGUGAUUUCGCUUUAAGUGUUGUUAACGUCCGACAUAGAAGUCCUGUGAAACUUCAUGAACUAGUGUAUGCACACAUGUAUAUACGUUCUCUCGUACACACACACACACACACACACACACAGAUGGUUCUCUUUCUCUUAAACGUACAUACAUGUACAUAUACAGACCUAGUACGCACACGAACUUUGACCCAAAUACACAGAACAUAUGACACGCAGACUAAAGUGAGCUUGAAUCUGAGAAACACAGAACUGCUGUCUGUACUGUUGACAGGGUCACGUCCCCCCCCCCCAAAAAAACCAAAGAGCUCACAUAUGUUUGACGUAAACCACCAACACAUACGGAGACCACAGAUGAUACUGUGCGAAGCAUCAAGCGCUGUGCCUGUGGGUUUAAAGGUGCAAGUUAGAAACAUUUGUACUGUUGUGGUGACAAGGCAUACGAGACAGUGAUGAGAAGACAGACAGAACAUUGAAGCUACUGGAGACUUGUGGUUUAGUAAACUUGAGCUCCUUCUCAGCCUGCACAUAAAGUUCUCUGGCUACGGGGUUGUAAUAACAUUGCCAGAACAUUGUGUGCUAGCUGGGAUUUACCAUAUUUAUCCAGAUUUUCCUGCAAAGCUUGAAGUAGAAUAAUGACCUGCUAAAAUGGUGGAUUUUUUUUAUUUUUUAUUUUUUAUCAAAAGGCUACGGUAUUGGGUGCAGAUGAAUAGGAUGGGUGGGGUGGGAGGUAUUGGGAGCAGUUGAAUAGGAUGGGUGGGGUGGGAGGUAUUGGGUGCAGUUGAAUAGGAUGGGUGGGGUGGGAGGUAUUGGGUAGUUAUAAAUGCAGGACAAAUAAACAAAGUAUUGGCUGCUGGGGUUGGUUUGGGUUUGAGCGGUGGAGUUUGGGGCUAAGUUACACUGGUUUUUAGCAGUUUUGUGGACAAUCCAGUCUGGAUCCUACAACAUUGCAAGUUGAUGUGUCGUCUCCUUUUCUGUGUGUUGCGAUUGUCCCGUGCUGGCACCCCGCCGUCCUCUCUCGGUUGUAGUCGCAAAACGGUUUGCUUUAGGACAAACCAUUUUGUUUGUUUGUUGUAAAAGUAAACUAAUCUAAACCGAAGAUACUUUUUUAUUGAUAGAAAUGUCUACAACAACAAAAAGAGGCAAACCAUGAGUAAUAAUAAGUCUCCCUAUUUAAGUGAAUUCUGGGUGUUUUUGUGAGAUGUCUUUCCCCCGCCCACAUGGGUUUUCUAUGUUUGUUCCUUCUCUAUAAUAGACGUGUUAUGCACUACUCUUUGUAUCUGGACAGUUUAACAGUCAGCAAUUGUUUUUGUUGGGAGAGAAAAAAAAAGGUGUGCUUUCUGACUGACAUGAUCUUUUGCAAUACCUCAAUUUUGAAAUAUAUUAGGAGAGAAAUUGAUAUUUUCUAAGUAGGUUUAUUCAAAUAAAAAAAUAUAUAUUAAUUUAAUUCUGCCAGAGAUGAUUUAACAGGUGGUUGAUUUUAUUUUUGUCAUGCUUAUUUGCUUUUAUUUUAAAUUUUAUUUUUUGAAAAAAAAUAAACAACUGAAGGAGCUAGAGCUUUAUAACUUUAAUAUAAUGACGUAGUUAGCUGAAGUACAGAGUCUACCUUAUUACAGAGGAGGAUAGAGUGAGUUUCCCACUGGUCUUAUACCCGUGGAAGCACGGCGUCACCAAGACAAACAUAACAUGAGUGGUAGUGUUCCAAGGAAAACAUUAGUCCUAAAAAAAAAAAUGUUGUUCAAUAUAAAUAAAAGUCUAUCAGGUGAACUGAAGAUACUUCCCUUAUUUUGUAUAUUUAUAAUCAGUCAUUUACUAUGCUGACCAGAAUUGUGAAAGAGAUCUUCUGUUCAUGUUAUUUUUUAAGAACUUUUUUAUGUUUCCUAAAAGUAUGUGUUUCAUUUUGUUUUGUAAAAGCAACACCCUGAUUUUGUUAGCCUGAGAUUGUUUAAAAAAAGAGACUUUAAGCAGAUGAGGUGGAGAGAAAGGAAUGUUCUUUUUUUAUUAUUACUAAGAGAUACAAGUGUUUCAACUGUAACUUGUUCGAAAGCCCCCAAGGUGCAUCAAUUGACUGGUAGCCUUCUAUUCACGCAAGACUUGAAUUAGUCCCAUUUUUUUAAGGCUAAGAACCUCGAUUCUUUGUUGUAAUGUGCAAUACUGUUUGUACUGUUUGUAAAAAAAAAAAAUAAGAAAAAAGAAAAAGAGGCUAAUCUUUAUUGCAGAUUUAUUUUCAUUGCAAGCAUUGUGAUUCACUAAAAUCAUUUUCUACUGUGUAUUUACCUACUCUACAUGCUAGUACCUUCCAGUAGUAAUGUAGCCUUUGUACUGAGAAAUUUUUCAUUAUUUUUUAGAGAUUUUUGCUAAAAAAGAAAAUAAUUUAAACAUUUACGUAUUUUUAUUUCGUAUUUUCUUUACAGACUUAUUUCUCAACCAUUAAUAGUUAUUUCUGGGGGAGACUUUCAUAUCUGGUCAAUGUCAUUAAUAUUAUUUUAUAUUUUUACUUGGAAUAAAUUCAUUUUAUGAUGCUAAUUCUUUAAAAAAAAAAGUUACUUUUUUCAUUUGUUCACUUUAUUUUAUUUUUGGAAGCUGAAAAACCUUUGUAAUAUUGUUACUUAAGUGUGUAGAUUUUUGAAAUGCAAAGCUUAAUGUGUUAACUCGCUGAUGUUGCUUACAUUAGUGUGACGAUGAUUUAAGGAGAGAGAAAAAAAACUAUGACGGUUGGUAUUGUUAAGUGAUUGGCAAUGUAAAACAAAUGAACGGGCAAUAAAAUAAAAAGGCAGAACGUGGUAUGUUGUGAUGUUGUGGAAGCUGGACAAUGCUACUUACCAAUCCUACUGCUUCUGCUACUACCCCAUCUUGUAUAGUCAAUAACAUUGUAUGGCCAAGCUGUCACAACACUUCCACUGAAGUGAAACAUCACAUUAAUACCUUUAAAACGUUAGUCAUGUUACAUGACCCUCCCUUUAGUUUCAGAUGGUGGGUAAACCCCUGUAGGAACUUAGUGUCUAUGUGCACCAGUGAGAUUGUAUUUAAGAAUGAAUGUAAAUGUUAAGAUCAACUGUAUAAUUAAGUGGAGGGUGUGACUUGUUGGAAUUUAUUCACAAUAAUAGGAGGAGUCAUACAUCUAAAUCUUUGACAUGUUUUCUUUCUGUCCUCAAACCACCUAGAUUUCUUUAGUCACAGUUUAGUGUGUAUUAACUGGCCUUAGAUUUAAAUUUGAGCCAAGAUACACUUUAACAGUAUGUGGUGCGUUCUUCGGGGAUGGCAUUAAGCUGAUUUUUGCUCCAUAUGAAGUGUUGUGACAUCACUUCCUGUACUAUAGUAUUGUCAUCAAUAAGUGAAAAAAAAACACCAAUGCAAAUGCUGGUCUGAGAAUGUUAUUUCUGGCUUGCCUUUUCUACCAGUUUGUACAGGUGGUGUUAUACUAAUUAACUUAAUCUCGUACUAACCCAGUGCUUUCUCCCAAGGGUCAGUAUUAGUCAUACCACCAAGUAUUUAUUAUUACAUUUUAUUUAUUUGUUAAGCAAAUACUAUACCCUGACAAUAUUAAACAACUAUGUGCAACUGAAAGGGACAGUUUGGCUAAGAUGGAAAUCAUGUGUGGUGGAGGAAAUUUCAUAUAAUCCUAUAGAAAUAUACCUAUUUCAUAUAACACUAGAUUUGGAUAGUAUAUUCACUUAUGCUUCAUGGAUGUUCUCUCAGUAGGCCCUUCAUUUUGUGAUCUAAAAAAAAAAUAUUAACUUGCUCAAAAGUUUCUCAGACAAAAUCACUACUUUUAAAAGUGAAGUGUUCAUUAAUUUUUCAAAGUAUUACUUAUUUUUUUGUUUGAUUACUGGUUCUAUCUUGACGAGGCUUUGAAAUUGUUGACUUGGACCUAUGCUUGUCUGAAUUUGCAGUAUAACUGUAAUUUAAAAAACAUGGCGCUCUAUGCUGCUAAUGCUUACUACUACUGCUUCAAGUUUGUAGUUCCCACCUUUUCCCUUUUCUGUACUAAUAACAAGCAAGUCUUAUUAAAUAUAGUUGUAUGA